AUGGAGGAAGAACUGCGGUGUCCGGUGUGCAAGCAGCUUUACGCCAGCCCGGUACUGCUGCCCUGCUAUCACGCCCUGUGUCUCGCCUGCGCCCUGGACAUUCAGACCGCCUCCUCAUCGUCGGCAUCCUCAUCCUCGUCCACCGCUUCUUCGUCGUCUUCGGCCGGAUCGUCGGCCGCGGGUACGGCACAUCCACCCUGCCAUCCCGCGAUUGCGGCCGCCCACAUACACCAGCAACACUCGCAACAUUCGUCCUCGUCUGCGGCGAGUACCGGCAGCUCGAGCGCAACCGAAAGUGUGUCCUCCGACCAGGACCAGGCAGACAAGGUGAGCAUCCUGAGCGAGGCCGACUCGGGUGUUAUCUGCUGCACGUCCCGGCCUGGCUCGUACGCCGGCACACCGAACCUACAGGGACUGCUGUUCCCUCCGGCCGGUUCCGGUGGGUCGGUCUACUCGCUCGCCUGUCCCGUCUGCCGGAAGUUGGUGUUUUUCGACGAGCUUGGCGCACGCAAUUUGCCCCUGUACCGGGCGAUGGAGUCGAUUGUGGAUCGGUUCUGCGAGCGGGAAGCACUGCGCUGCCAGAUGUGCGAAACCGAACCACCGAAGGUGGCGACCGUCAUCUGCGAGCAGUGCGAGAUCCGGUAUUGUGAUGCUUGCCGGGAACUGUGCCACCCGGCACGUGGACCACUGGCGAAGCAUAGUCUUACGAAGCCACGGGGUGCUUGCCAGCUGCGAGAGUCGAUCUGCGGUGAGCACACGGAACCGCUAACCAUGUACUGCAUGGGGUGCAAGCUGCCCAUCUGCAAUCAGUGCAUCGGUGACAACCGGCACCAGUCACACGAUCUGCAGUCCAUUACGGCGAUGUGCAAAGCCCAAAAGACUGAAUUAUCUCACAAUCUGCAGCAGCUUUCGGAAAAGGCGCGCUCUACAACCGAAUUCAUCCAAAGACUGAAAGGAAUGAGCGAUAAAGUGACGGAUUCGUGCAUCGAGUUCGAGCGGCUGGUUACGGUACAGUGCGAGGCGCUGAUAGCGGCCAUUAACGCUCGAAGGGACGUCCUGCUCGAUGUAAUUCGAAGCGAUAAGGAAGCCAAAAUACGCACACUGAAGGAUCAACAGGCAAGCUGUACUGGGAAACUUCAGCAAACCACCGGUCUAAUUCAGUUUUGCAUCGAAGCACUAAAGGAAACGGAUAGCGCAGCAUUUUUACAGGUGGGCUCCAUGUUAAUUAACCGCGUCGCCAACACGGACAUGACCUGGCACCAGGAGGUCACAAAUGCGGCCCCACGCGUAUCGCCAAUUAUCGAUCUCACGCUCGACGACUCGUCGGUGAUUCGCGCCAUCGAUAACCUCAACUUCAUACAGAUGAAGCCCGCCAAGGAGGGCGAAGAACGGCUACCGGCAGUGCCCCUAGCACCCGUCAUCAUCCCGGAGGACUGUUCGGCCGAGAAUAACUCCGUAACUGUUGCAUGGCAGGCGCCCAGCCAUUCGUUCGUACAGGGAUAUGUGCUCGAGCUGGACGAUGGGAACGGAGGCGAGUUUCGGGAGGUCUAUUGCGGCAAGGAAACAAUCUGCACCGUCGACGGACUGCACUUCAACUCCAUGUACAACGCACGUGUUAAAGCCUUCAACAACACCGGCGAGGGUGAAUAUUCCGAGCUUAUUGGAUUACAGACGGCAGAAGUUGCUUGGUUCACAUUCGAUUCGGUCCUUAGCGGCGGUCCCUGCUCCGGGCUGAACUUUUCCAACGAAAACCAAACCGUAUCGGCGGACGGCUGGGAGCACCGGGUUGCGCUCGGUUCGGUCGGGUUUUCCCGGGGCGUGCACUACUGGGAGUUCACCAUCGACAAGUACACCGCCGACACAGAUCCGGCAUUUGGCGUGGCGAGGCUAGAUGUGGCCCGCGAUAAGAUGCUUGGCAAAGACGACAAGGGUUUCGCGAUGUACAUCGAUAGGCAGCGGUCCUGGUUCCAGCAUAACAGCGUGCACGAGCGACGCGUCGAGGGCGGCAUUUCGACGGGCAGUACGGUCGGUGUGUUGCUCGACCUCGAACGGCACACGCUUCAUUUCAUCGUCAACGAGAUGCCGCAGGGUUCGGUAGCGUUCCGCGAUCUGUACGGUGUGUUCUAUCCGGCCGUAAGCGUCAACCGUGGCGUGACACUGACCCUGCACACUGGGUUGGAUGCUCCCCGCAUGGACUAUCACUAG
Messenger RNA from Anopheles marshallii, 2205 nucleotides. It is a transcript of the gene Trim9, whose product is annotated as E3 ubiquitin-protein ligase TRIM9. The record is from RefSeq and is a predicted model, not a curated record. Gene Ontology annotation, molecular function: protein binding; zinc ion binding. Bases 1 to 2205 code for a protein of 734 amino acids. The transcript has 10 exons. Lineage: Eukaryota; Metazoa; Arthropoda; Insecta; Diptera; Culicidae.